Messenger RNA from Rhineura floridana, 1962 nucleotides. RefSeq names its product beclin 1 (gene BECN1). The coding region runs from base 217 to 1563 and encodes 448 amino acids. The transcript has 12 exons. Gene Ontology annotation, biological process: cellular response to nitrogen starvation; late endosome to vacuole transport; autophagosome assembly. Gene Ontology annotation, cellular component: phosphatidylinositol 3-kinase complex, class III, type I; phosphatidylinositol 3-kinase complex, class III, type II; phagophore assembly site. The record is from RefSeq and is a predicted model, not a curated record. Lineage: Eukaryota; Metazoa; Chordata; Lepidosauria; Squamata; Rhineuridae.
CCCCUCGAGUGACGUUAGCUCUGUGUUUUCCCCGGAAGAGAAAGCUUCUCUGAAGUCUGGAUCAGAUGGAGGGGUUUUGCUGGGAAGGGUCAGGAAAAGAGAAGCCAAGCCAGAAUCUUUCCCUCUUCUUCUUUUGGAACGAAGCGGGAUUAGCGGUCUGAGCAGAGGAGGAGCUCGUUGCCCGCCUGUCCAACAAUUCUGGUUGUCCUAGGAAGUAUGGAUGGGUCAAAGUCACCUGCCUGCACCAUGCAGGUCAGCUUUGUUUGCCAGCGUUGCAGCCAGCCCCUUAAAUUGGACACGUCUUUCAAGGUCCUUGAUAAAGUCACCAUCCAGGAACUGACAGCUCCUCUGCUAACUACUGCUCCAGCAAAACUUGAGGAUGCACAUGAAGAAGAGACCACAUUGACAGAGGAAGUGUUUGUUGAAAACCGCCAGGAUGGCGUGUCCCGAAGAUUCAUCCCCCCAGCCAGGAUGAUGUCAACAGAAAGUGCAAACAGCUUCACUCUCAUUGGAGAAGCUUCUGAUGGUGGCACUAUGGAAAACCUCAGCAGAAGACUCAAGGUUACAGGUGACCUUUUUGACAUCAUGUCUGGCCAGACGGAUGUGGAUCAUCCUUUGUGUGAAGAAUGCACUGACACGCUUCUGGACCAGCUGGACACACAGCUCAACAUUACAGAGAAUGAAUGUCAGAACUACAAAAGAUGCCUGGAAAUCCUGGAACAGAUGAAUGAAGAUGAUAGGGAAAAGUUGCAGCUGGAGCUGAAGGAAUUUGCUCUCGAGGAGGAGAGGUUGAUUGAGGAGCUUGAAGAGGUGGAGCAGAAGCGUAAAACGAUGGCUGAAGACUUUGAGAAGGUCAGGGCUGAGGCAGAACGGCUGGAUCAUGAGGAAGCUGAGUACCAGAAAGAGUACAGUGAAUUCAAGCGGCAACAACUGGAACUGGAUGAUGAACUGAAAAGCGUUGAUAAUCAAAUGCGCUAUGCUCAGGCACAGCUGGACAAGCUAAAGAAAACCAACGUGUUUAAUGCCACCUUCCAUAUCUGGCAUAGUGGACAGUUUGGUACCAUAAACAACUUCCGUCUGGGCCGCCUCCCCAGUGUUCCUGUGGAAUGGAAUGAGAUCAAUGCAGCCUGGGGACAGACUGUGCUGCUUCUCCAUGCCCUUGCCAACAAGAUGGGCCUGACCUUUCAAAGAUACCGCCUUAUUCCGUAUGGAAACCACUCCUAUUUAGAGUCGCUCACUGACAAAUCCAAGGAGCUGCCCCUUUACUGUUCAGGAGGCUUACGAUUUUUCUGGGACAACAAGUUUGACCAUGCCAUGGUGGCAUUUCUGGAUUGUGUGCAACAGUUCAAAGAGGAAGUUGAAAAGGGCGAGACACGCUUCUGUUUGCCUUACAGAAUGGAUGUGGAGAAGGGCAAGAUUGAAGACACAGGUGGAAGUGGUGGGUCCUACUCCAUAAAGACACAGUUUAAUUCGGAGGAGCAGUGGACAAAAGCACUCAAAUUCAUGCUGACAAAUCUGAAGUGGGGUCUAGCCUGGGUCUCUUCCCAGUUCUACAACAAAUGACCUUUCUAAAAGAGAAGGAAUCUAUCCUGUAACAUGUUUGCAGUUUGUUUCAAAGAUGCCAAAGACAGUACUUGGCCUGCGUCAUCAGUACAUCACCUUACAAGACCAAAAAAAGUACAAAAUACUUUGUCUUAAUAUUUCAUUGUCAAGUAAUAUGAAGCAAGAUGGCAUGGUUGAAUUUUUAUCAGAACAAAGCCCACUUCUGCUGUUGGCAAAAGAAGUGGCUGUGUAUUGGAUAUUAGGGUGGGCUCACUUAAAACAGAAGGUGGCCUGCUGAAGCUCUCUCAGACUGCAGUAGUGACUUUACUAAGCUAUAAGAUUAUUAGUAUUAUGGUUUGUUUAUUACACCAAUUUGCCGUAGGAAACAUAAGAAUAAAAGCCGUUUGUAUUCUGGAAGAA